CUCCAAGACGGAAGUGUUUGAGCCAGAAUACAGGAUGCCCGCAUUUUCGAAAAGCGAGGAUUUUGAGGAAAACGGCUUCAGAAUGUCGGCCAUCUCCAAAAACGAUGACGACGACGAGAUCUCCGUGUCGGGCAUGAAGAUCAACGGGUUCUCCGACGAGUACCUCGACAGGAUAGAGCCCAACGGCAACAUCCCCGACAAGGACUGCGGCUGGGAGCGACUCGUGGACCACCGGGAGUCGCUGUCCAGACAACUCUCGGUCUCCUCGGACUCGAAGUUGCUGGACGAGGACCUCCGGAGCGAGCAGAAGGUCAUCAUGCGGCCGAAGAAACCGCCGCGGCCCAAGUCCGAAGUGUACCUCUGCAAGGACACCCGGAAGUCCAAGAGGUUUUCUGCCUUUGGGGGAGACUCGCCGUUUGGGAGGACCGAGGCCUACAUGAAGUUGGACCAGCUUGGCGAGGGGUCCUACGCCACUGUUUACAAAGGAUACAGCAACCUGACUAACCAGGUGGUGGCGUUGAAGGAGAUACGGCUACAGGAGGAGGAGGGGGCGCCGUUCACCGCCAUCCGGGAGGCGUCUCUCCUGAAGCAGCUGAAACACGCGAACAUCGUCACCCUCCACGACAUCAUUCAUACCAGGGAGACGCUCACCUUCGUCUUCGAGUACGUGCACACGGACUUGUCACAGUACCUCGAAAAGCACGGCGGCGGCCUGCAUCCUCGCAACGUCAAAUUAUUGCUCUUCCAACUCCUGCGGGGGCUGUCCUACUGCCACCGCCGCCGCAUCCUCCACAGGGACAUCAAGCCACAGAAUCUCCUCAUCUCGGAGAUCGGCGAGCUCAAAAUAGCGGACUUCGGUCUGGCGCGGGCCAAGUCUGUCCCCUCUCACACCUACUCCCACGAGGUUGUCACGCUCUGGUACCGGCCUCCCGACGUGCUCCUCGGCUCCACGGACUACUCCACCUCCCUCGACAUGUGGGGCGUCGGUUGCAUAUUCACCGAGAUGAUCACUGGGGUGCCCGCCUUCCCCGGGGUCAGAGAUAUUCAGGACCAGCUAGAUAAGAUAUUUAAGGUUGUUGGCACCCCGACGGAGGAGACGUGGCAGGGCGUGACGCAGCUGCCCAACUACAAGUCCCACAAGCUGGUGCUGCACCGGCACCGCAGACUGGCCUCCGUGUUCCCCAGACUCAACGACAUUCCCCACGCUGAGUCCCUCGCCACGCAGUUCCUACAGAUACAACCCAACAAGAGAAUCUCCUCCGAGACAGCUCUCAGACACACCUAUUUUGAUGAUCUUCCACAACAAAUAUAUGAGUUAGACGCAGAUCAGUCAAUAUUCUCGGUUGGCGGUGUGAGGUUAGCACAGGAGCUGAGGAACUACCCGACCUCCGUCAUACAAGCGGCCAGAGAGAUCAGAAAGUUGGUCUAGUUGCUGAUUAGUCCUUUACCAAAAUUAAGUUAUAGGAACAGCAUCCUCUACACCUUUACCUGCUCUACCAUAAUCUAAAGACCUAUUUUUGCAAGUUUAAAAAGUUGUGACUGCACCUCAUAUCUUAUCAGCCUGUACAGACCUUGAUUUAGGGGAGAACUCAAAGGAAUGAAAUAUAACUUUUUAAUGCAUAUGAAAAGAAUGACACCAGAGAGGAGAGUAUUUUUAAUAGUUAUAUUAUCUUACGGCGUGUCACUAAAGUCAAACAAUAUACUGUACGGGACUUAAAAUAUUUUCAUAGAUGUUUACGAGGGCGACGUGUUCAGUUCAUUUGGCCAAGGUGAAGGUGUAACUGUAUGGCUGUUCUGUUUUAUAAGGUAUUUGAGAUAAUAGCUUGAUUUAUAGGUUUGUAGUCAGAUAUAUGUAUUUAGAGACAUUCAAAGAAAUACAGCACACAUGCUCGAAUUCUCUCAUGGAGUCUAUAAAUAAUUUUUGAGUAGUGGCAGGAAACAGAUUUUUGUACUAGAGGAGACAACUGACACUGUAAUGAAUCUUAGAUGGUUACUGAACUUAAGGUAAUGAAGAGAAUAAUUUAUUGACUAUUUCAUCAGUUAUUGUGAUAUACAUUACUUUGGACAGUGUCUGAGGCCAUACUUAUUGCAAUCUAGAGUAUGUUUCAGCAAGUCAUAUGCCCUAUCCUAAUUAGUACUGCAUGGUUCAAGAAAAAGAUGACCACGGAAAACUAAACAGUGGUAUCGAAAUGAACUUAUGGAUAAACCUUCAUCAUUUUUUAAUAAGUUCAUUUUUUAUAUCUCAGUUUAGUUUCCCAUGUCCAACCUCAUAAGAGAAAAUAAGGACGUUAAAUGAAAAGAAGAUCUCAGUUUAGCUUCCCAGCGAAGUUUUUUCCCCUAACACAAGUACUAAUUGGAAUAAUGCGCACAGACAGGCAAACAUACAUAGUCCACAUAAAUAAACUAAGAGAGCACAAGGUUAUUCAGUGCCUCCAAAAAAAGUACACUCAGAAUACUGCAGCAUGGCCCACAGUCCCAGUAAAGAAAGUGUGCCCAUUCAUUCCCAUUCCAGUUUGGUGCUAUAUAUCCCUAUCAGAAAUCCCCCUUAAAAUAAAACCCUUAAGAAAUGUAUUAGGCAUAUGUCCACCAGUUUAUAGCCACCCUCCUAACCAGUACUCACCAUAUCAGGGAAAUAAUAACUUAAAAUAUAUUGAGCUCAGCUAUAAACGGGAAACGGUGUCAAAAUAGAUUAGUAAUUACCAAGCUUAGUUUUGACAAUUUUGUUCCUAUACAUGAGCUCAUCAUUUUUUUUUUCUUAGUAAGUUUAUUUUUCCUUGGUAUGAGUGUGAAUUGGGAGGGUGUGGGAUAAAUUGGCAAGCAUGUCCUAUUCCUCAUGGUUAACCUUUUCCCACAACCAAACCCUAGUAACUGGAAUCACACAGGGAGGAUGAUCUGAUUUUUUUUUUUUUUUUUUUUUUUUUUUUUUUAAUGUGAGUCAGUAGAUCUCAUUUCACAAGUAACUGAAAUGAGAUAAAUCUGUGUAGUACCAACCACAAUGACUAUCACUUAAAGAAGAGCAAAUAUACAGUAGUCUAUAAUACAUGAUGUACUGCUUUAGAGAUUUCAUAGAGAUUUCAAAGAGGCAGGCAAUGAAAGAGAAGCCUAAGUAAUUAGUGUAGCCACAUAACUGAAACCAAUAUGUGUUUUCUUCUUUAUAACAGCAAACUUUUUAGCAGUGGUAAGUAAAGAUUUUCAUAAGUUAAUUUUUUUCUCUGUGUCAUAUUUCCGUGUGAAUUACUAUGUUGUCUUAUUGAUUGAUGGGUUCUUUUAAUUCACUGUUGUUUAUUCCCCUUAUGUAAGCCCUCUAUCUCCAUCUCUAUGAUAAGUGUGUAAUGUGAUACAGAUUCUGACAUAAACUACUCAGGUGACUUUUUUUUCAUUAUUUUUUGUAUAAAUUUUCACUUGGGUUCUAUAACUAAACACACUCUUCUUAAGGUUGUUUAUUUAUGUUUAACUGAUAUCUCAACAUCAUGUACAUAUUUGUUCAUCCAACCUCUGGCUGUCGGUGAACCUUAGCCAGUAAGCUCAUGAGGUUCAGUAUAGUGGCCGAGUUGUCAUCUGUCACAGUGAUUCAAAUUAAAAUUCUAGCGAAGGUGUAUGUUAGAUGUAGAUGUAGAUAUGUAGUUUUAAUGAUUUUUUUUUUUAAUUAGAAGUAGAAUUGUAGGUGUAAAUACAGAAAUAGAAUUAGAUUCAGAGUUUUAAAUGGCUGUCAUUUGUAGAUUUCAAUUUAAAGAACAAGUAUGAUAAAGUCUAUGUAGAUAAGCCGUGUUGAAAUGUGUGGAAACUUCACAACUCUAAACCUUUUGGUAGUGUGUGGAGCUUUAAAGAGCAUUACUGUAUUGUAUAGAUUAUGUUUUUUUAUAUGAAAAGUUGCAAGAUAUCUCACAAAAUUUUAAUAAUGCUCAAAAGGCUAUUAUUGCUGUUACUGUUUUGGCCAUAUUCUUAUCUAUGUUUGAUCCAUGACGCUGUCACACACAUGCAUCUGUGUAGUGCAGAACUAUGCAACAGCAAUGACUUCCAAUUGUUUCCUUUUUGUACAUUCAAUUCAGACAUGAUUUAAGUCUAUGGCCUGUAUGGAGCUUUUGUCAAUUUCUUACAUUAAUCAAGUGACAUCAACAUCAACAUUAACUCAGAAUGGCAGUGUUUCUUUAUUCAGGAACAUGUAUGUGUUCAGGAAACAUGACAAAAUUACUCAGCACAUCAAUAUUUCAUGCCGUCUGUGAUGUGGUUUUGUAUCACUGAAAUAAGUCCCAGCCUUCAUUCAACACACCAAAGCAUAUUUUAUACAUGACAUUCACAUAUUUAAUUUUUUUUUCAUAAUCUCGAUCAGUAAAACUGAUAAAUCAGCAUUUCUAUUAUAAAUAGUAGUGGCCUGUACUGAUCCACUUUUUGCUGACUUACUAUGCAGUAUUCUUAAUGCUGUGAUUUCAAAAACUUCUCUGAACACAUAAGCACUUGUUCCUGAGCCAAAUGUUUACAGCUUAAUUUUGAUACCAAUGCAAGUGUGUUCCUUAAUAUGCACAGUAGCUCCACUUUCUUUGCACAUUUUUGUGUACAAUACACUAAUUGCUAUCGAAACUGUGAUAAUGUAUUCAACACAACGUAUACUGGGAUAAAGUUAUUGAUGCACAUGGCAUAAUACUAUAUUGUUCAUAGCCCUGUAAAUCUGUUCAAAGAUAUUAGAUAUUUAAACUUUUUUACUGACAUUCACAUUGGAAGUGGUCAAGAAGGGUCCCUGAGUCAGCCAGUACUUCCUCCUGUGACAGGUUUGGGUGUGAAACACAAUGGGCUCCUGUGCCUGGGCCAACAAGACAGUGUUCCCAAAAGAGGAGUGAUUAGUGCAGAGUGCAGACAGGAGGGGCAUGUUGAGCCUGGAAAACACUCCCACUUUAGGGUUUGUUCAUUGAUUCAUGUGUGCCAUUCCAGUUAGCACCCAUAUCAGGAGAAUAGCUGCCAAGGUGUAAAAAUGGCAGUCAAAUUGAAGUUUAGCAUUCAAUCUCAAUUUUGACAACAAUAUUUCAUUCUUGUACUUCGGCACAGUUUUUCAGAGUAGCUCUUCUGUUAUACCUGAUGGAAGUACUAAUUGAAGUGAUGUGCACGAAUUGGCGAGCACACCCUAAUUCUAACUGUGGUGUGUUAGUGCAUGAGGAAGAGUAAUGAGAGAGUGCAAAGAGGUAGUGGAGAGAAUGAAUAAGGAAUAGGGGAAGAAAAAAUGUGAGAAAAGCAGUUGGAGAGAAUAAAUUGAGAAUAAAUUGAGAUGGCUAAAGUAAUUAAAGCCCAGAUGUGUGUGUGUGUGUGUGUGUGUGUGUGUGUGUGUGUGGGUACGUGCGUGCAUGUGUGUUUCAUCGUUGGCCUGGGCAUGAGGAUACUGGACACCUACACUCAGCCACAUCACCAGGUCGUGUUCCCCAUUGGUCCAUACAUAUUCUCAAAGCGUGUAGUGUCAUAGCCCGAACUUUUGUAUGCAUGAGGUAUUUAUUUCUCCCUAAGUGUUUAUAGGCAUCUGAUGUGUAUAGUUUUCAGUUAUAUAUUUGUUAUGAUUAAUUAAUAACAUGCAUAUUACUACUACUACUAUCAUAAUAUCUUGUGUUGUACAAUCAGUCAAACUAGCACUUGGACCAGAGAGAGCAGGUACUGUAGGGUGUUGUUUGCCAGGCACUGUAUGUACUCGUGGUAGUGAAACCCAUUACGUAGGCUAAAGUGUAUUCACCGGAGGAAUAACUUUGAGCCGCCAAGAACAUAACAUCCAUCGAAAAGUCAACCCUGAAAUAAAUGUGAGAAAAUCUACCUUCACAUGAUUAUAUACAUGCAGUGGUACACAUCAUUCAAUGAGUACUUGUAUUAGGAAAAAAUGAUUCUCUGGAUGACUUACCUGAGGUGUAGAAAUUAGAUGUUGCUAAAAUGAAUACUGGUUAUUUAACAUUAUUUUGACUAUUUGAUUUUUAUACUGCAAUCAAGUUCCCAAAGUACUUUUUAUCUAAGCAUAAGUACUGAUUGGAGUGGUGAGUGCAAUUUGGCAACCAUAGCCUUCCACCAUAACACUACAGAGCAUCAGAUGGACAUUAUAAAACCCAGUAAUGGGAUGUUUACUGUAUGACUCGCUAGGAUGUGCAUGCCAAUAUGAACGCACUGUUCCAGUUAGUACUCGUUUUUGGAAGAAAAUACUUCUAUGGAAAACUUAACCAAAGGAGGAAAAAUGAAUUUGUCAUAUUGAAGGUUGCUUAUCUGACUUUAUAUUGCCUAUAGAAUAUUUUUUGUACUUGAGCUCAUUUUUUCAAAGUACUACCAUUCAUAUAUUUGUGUUGAAAUCAGUUUCAUGUGAGAGCUGCCUCCUCUUGAGUAGUAAAUUAACUUGAGCCUUCAGGAGAGUGGCAUCCAUGGAAACUUAGCCCUGAAAAAAAUAAAGUUUCAACAAUUUGACCUUACACAAAUAUGUUGGCUACUUUAGUUUUUUUUAUUUUUUUUUUUUUUUUUUUUUUUUUUUUUUUUUUUUUUUUUUUUUUUU
Molecule: messenger RNA, 6505 nt
Organism: Eriocheir sinensis (Chinese mitten crab)
Lineage: Eukaryota; Metazoa; Arthropoda; Malacostraca; Decapoda; Varunidae
Product: cyclin-dependent kinase 14-like
Exons: 11
Coding region: 35-1429 (464 amino acids)
Biological process (GO): protein phosphorylation
Cellular component (GO): cytosol; cytoplasm; nucleus
Molecular function (GO): ATP binding; cyclin binding; cyclin-dependent protein serine/threonine kinase activity
Source: RefSeq, a predicted model, not a curated record